AUACUUUCAAAGUGACAUCAUUUCCACAAUGCCCAUCUCAUCACAAUGAUACGAUCAUAAGCGAUGAUCUCAUGAAGCCUUACAAACAAAUAGCGAACGAUGCCAUAGAGUUGCAUUAAAGCUACAACUUACCGCCGCGACGGCACGGCACAGUGUCCGCUGUUGUGGACCCGCCUGGUCACGACAACUGUCACCAUAAUGCCACAAGUGACAAUACUUACACUGUGAUCUCAAAACUGGGCACGUUUCUGUGAAAGCAUCAUGGAGCUACAUGCGAAAUACACAUUUCACCACCAAAUGUUUUGGAAACAGGCCUUUUAUCGACCAGUUCCUUGAACCCAAGACAAAAAUGGAAGUACAAGGCGACGGCCAACACAACGGUCCAAUUCGCCGCCGUUUCCGACGAAGAUUAGGACGAGGCGCACCAAACGUGGGAGCCCUCAGAGUCAAUGUUUGCGUCUCCAACCAGGAGAUCACUAUUUCCUUUCAGGUGGUGCCGAGGCCAGCUGGAGACGCAGACAACGAAAACAACGCCAACGAUGCCAAUACAGAAGAAAGUGACGGGAAUAGUGAAGACAUCGACCCUAAUCCUAGUAGUGAAGACAAUGACGGUGAAGUUGAAAACAAUGACAGCGAGGCUAACGUUGAAGAAAGUGACGGGAAUAGUGAAGAGGGCGAACAUCGUCCUAGCAGUGAAGACAACGAUGGCAAUAUUGAAAACAAUGACAGCGACGCCAAUAUUGACGACAACGAUGCCAAUCAUGAAGACCACAACGAGAAUAAUGAAGACGCCGUCGCCAGCAUCGAGGACAACGAUGCUAAUAACGAACACAAUGACAGUGAAGUCAGCGUUGAACGCAAUAACAGCGAUGCCAGUGUUGAAGACGGUAACAAUGAGGCCAAUAUUGAAAACAACAACAUUGACGCCAACGCUGAAAACGACAACGAUCCCGACAACGACGACAGCAAGGCAUCAACGGAAGAAAGCGGCAGCGACGCAAGCAGCCUGCAGAGUGACGAUCGCUCCGGUGAAAAUCCCGAAUUCAACAUUUCAAUGGGCAUCAUGCCAUUUCCGCGCGGCAAUAUCGCGCAGAACAUUUUCGUCGAAUUCCACGGGACGAGUACAGACGGCUUUGUAAGUGUCAAUGAAAACAGCGACAGCGACAUUUCGCUGGAAUGAAAUGCGGAAGAUCGUCAAAAUAUUGAAAACGACAUUUUCAAUAAUAGGACUUGAUCAUCAUUCAAAAGAUAACACGAGUUUCAAGUCUACGUCAUAGCAUUUUGCACAGAAUACAAUUUAAGGACAUCGCAAAAUCGCCAUAAUUGCCGUGAUGUGACUUAUUUUGGAGUUGAGUGUGAAGCUGCCCAACCUGAAGCCAUCGUCAAAUCAAUCACAAGCCUGCGAUGAAGCUGCAAAAAACUCCUCCAAUGCCCAUAUAGAAUGCACCCUCUAUUUUAAAGCGCUUUAAAAGGACUACAGUAGCCCAGAAUGAAUGAGUCAACCAUCGGAGGAACAGAGUUGCAUUGAGGGCAGUGUCUUGGCUCUUUUUGGUGCCCCAACAAACCCAACACCAGAUGCGGACUGCAGUGAAUGAUGAAUCUGUGCAUUCAUCACUCACCCAUUCAACCGCUGUUUUCUUGUGUUCCAAUAAAUUGGUCUCACAGUUAUCCAGUAUUCAAUUUGCACAUGUCUGCAUACGGGUACAUGUCAUCGCUCUAUAACAUGUCUUUUGGAAUGAUGACAAGAGUACCCAGAGCUUUCCAGAAACCGCCCUAGCUAAGCCGCUAAGUCGCGACUCCCAUUUACCGAGAAAAACUCCACAAUCUCAGUUUGUUUAUACCGAGCGAGCGCAGUCUCGGCUCUGUUUUACGACCAGAGAUGUGUUUAUUAUUGUUAGUGCUAGCAGGUCUCGUGUGAGAGACGGACUGAGGAAACACCUGGCCACCUGAUGUCAUUGGGCCACAGGGAUUCCAUGAGGCCGCCGUCAACACUCCAAAACACAUUAAACUCCUGUACUUGGUCAUCCUGAGUAGUUUCGGUACAUGUACAUGCGUGCCUGUGCGCUGCCAAGCAGACUGCCCCCUAGACAGAAAAAAAAAAUACAAUCUUCAAUCAAAUCACACAUUUGUGUUGAUUCACCAUCAUGCGAUUGUGCGAGAACAUCUUACAAGAAAAAUAUUAAGUUAACAUUUUGGACCCUUUCAUGCACCCUGUGACCUGAUAACAUGUCCACUGUAGUCACCGCUGUCCCUCAAAGGGUUAAAUUUUUCCAUCAGAAAUACUGCUCUGCAUGAAGUAGAAAAUGCGUAUGGGAAAAGAAAUAAAAACGCAGCAACACGA
This is a messenger RNA of Hippocampus comes (tiger tail seahorse), 2341 nucleotides long. RefSeq lists its product as uncharacterized. Lineage: Eukaryota; Metazoa; Chordata; Actinopteri; Syngnathiformes; Syngnathidae. Bases 272 to 1180 code for a protein of 302 amino acids. The record is from RefSeq and is a predicted model, not a curated record. The transcript has 3 exons.